Naegleria fowleri is the source of this 2013-nucleotide messenger RNA. RefSeq lists its product as uncharacterized. NCBI's taxonomy places the organism in Eukaryota, Heterolobosea, Eutetramitea, Acrasida, Naegleriidae. The transcript is spliced from 2 exons. The record is from RefSeq and is a predicted model, not a curated record. The coding region runs from base 1 to 2013 and encodes 670 amino acids.
AUGGUUCAAUUGUUGUUGUAUGGCCUUUCCGAUUCGGGGUUAUCAACUCUUUUUCAUCUCUUUCAACUCAUUCCUCAUACCACUCCAUUGGUGGAGUCAUCACCAAGUAUUAAUCAUGGUGAUGGUGAUGGAAGAGGUGUAACAGUAAUGGGAUCACAUGGCUCAACAACUUUGAAAUCUAUACCACAAAGUUCAAAUGUUUCUUCUUCUCCAUCAUCAUCAAGUCUCCGAUCUUCUCCAAUGAAUAUUCCUAAUCAUCAUCGACCAUAUCAACAACAACAACCACCGACCAAUAAUGAAGAGGUGAGCACAAGUUCAAAACCUUUCAGUUUUUCGUCCUCCUCCAAUUCUCUUCCAUCAUCAUCUUCUUCCGUGGCAUCCACCGUUUCCUCCUUUGUAGCAUCUCCUUCUUCCGUUCAUCUCCAUCAUCAUCAAAUCCACAACAACAACAACCACAAUAAUACCAAUGAUGACUCCAACAGCCAUUAUUAUUCAACACACACGAACAAUCCUUCUCCAGGGCCACCACUCUCUUCAUCUUCUCUCACGCGUACUUUUGAUUUCUCAACUGCUACUCCCAGCGAUCCUUCUGCACCCUCAGCAACCACAUCUUCUCGUUCAAAGCCUUUGCCUCGUUUGCCAUUGUUUGCUCGGAAACAUCCAUUGCCACCCGCUCGAAGAAGAUCCUCCGACCACUUCUUUCCCAUUCACUACUUUCUCAUGAGAAGACAUGCCUUCUCUAAUGCUGUUCUUAAGGCUCUACCCUUUGAGUUACUUUCUCAAAUAUUUGUGUGUUUUCGUGUAUUAAUUCAUGAUGCCGAAGCAAAAGGCUAUCUCUACAAAACAGAAGAAGAAUUUCAUCAAUUCCUCAAACAAUUUACAAAUUUAGACAAAUUGAAAAACCCAUCCCAUCCAUCGAGCUCUUUAUCUCACACCUCAAAGUCCGAAAAACCUUCACUCUAUUGCGAAUAUUGCCAUGCCAUGGCAACUGAGAAGGCACUCGUGGUCAUGAAGGAAGGAAAACUCUCUUGCAAACAACUGAAAUGGAGACUCGACAAGACGGAAGACAUUUUGUCUCGAAUGAAAAAGAUUCACCAGCCUCAACAGUUGGUGAGUGCACAACGAUUGAGAAUUGAGUUUCUCAAUGACUGCAAAGAAUUGUGGGACAAUCAUUUGGGUCUUCAACAUACCUUCCAUUCAUAUACGUUAUUUGCGAGCACUGCUGGCAGUAACAGGUUUCUCUUUCCAAAGGAGGAUCAGUAUCUACGUGAAGUGGCUUCCCACAUUGGAAAUGCCUUCUCAGCCUUUCCUUCCAUUAUGGAAUACAUGGUGAGUCAAUAUUUGUUAAAGAUGCCAUCGAAUAUGUUUGGCCAUGUUGUGGUCAACGAUGGAACUUUAGAUAAUUCUUCUCAAUAUUUAGGUGAAGAUAUUGCACAUGUUCCACUUCAACUGCCCACUGAAGCCAUUGCUCUCAUUAACACGAUGAACAUAUCUCCAGUGGUUGUAGAAAACCAAUCUAUUCAAUCUUCCAUGACAGAUUACAAAUUCAAAUUCAAUUUACCACCACUUUCACAGAUUUCUUCGAGUGCCUCACCAAAUCCAUUGUUGUCGUCCUUAUCAUCCUCAUCGACGAUGGCUUCUGAUCACACAAGUUGCCAAGACAAUCCCUCAGCAACAACAACCAUCUUGAUCACCCCUCAAGAAACUCCAACCCUACCCAACCAACAACAACAGAGGCCACAAGAAGAACAUAAGAAACGAUCGUUGGCAGUGUUGUCUUGCUCUUUUACAACAAAUGCUCACACAGAUUAUUUCAAAUCUGACUCCACAUUACUGUUCUCUGUAAAUUCACAUUUAUAUAACGCAUUGGCUGGAAAUCAUAGAGGCUCUGCAACCCAAGAAGUGGUAGCAGCAGUAAGACCUCUUGUUCUCGACAAGAUUCAAGAACAAAACCAGUCGUGGAAGAAAAGAAAGAACCACUUUCGAGUCCUCGUCGAUUACUUAGUUUCUUAA